Messenger RNA from Macrobrachium nipponense, 1349 nucleotides. RefSeq lists its product as uncharacterized. The transcript is spliced from 4 exons. The record is from RefSeq and is a predicted model, not a curated record. Lineage: Eukaryota; Metazoa; Arthropoda; Malacostraca; Decapoda; Palaemonidae. Bases 109 to 693 code for a protein of 194 amino acids.
GUGUGGUUAUCGCCGUGUUCUCGCUCUCUCCCCUGUACAAGUGGACUUCCUCAAGGCAAUAAAUAGCUGAAAUGCUUACGUUAAAUGAAGGCAGGAAACUAAUAAUCUAUGCCGUGUAUGGGGGCAGGUUUUAAUUGUGAUAGCCGUUCUGGUUCCGUUUACUUCUGCAGUUGUGGUCGUCAUUCCAGCUUGGUCACGGAGACAGUCAUCGCCCAUGGAAAAGAUGAUGUCCAAAGAAAAUUUGGAACUCUGAAGUCGACUUUUCAGCGGGAAUUACGAAAAAUCCAAAGCACACCAAGUGGGUCAGCUGGUUCCGUGGAGCUGAAAUGGGAGUAUUUCAAGAGCUGCUCCUUUAUGAUCCCAGUGAACAGUUGCACUCCCAGAAGGACAUCAUUUGAUACCUCUGAACCACAGGAACCAGAGACUAUAGUGCUUUCCAUAUCAAGUGAAAACUAUGAAGAGGGAACAUCCAAUAGUAAUUGGGGUGAGAGUGAUGGUGCACAACCACAAGUAUGCAACAUCCCAGACCUAACGCCACCCCAAACACGUUCUACUUCAUCAUUGUCCGUGCAUAGUGACAAUUAUUUUGAUGGAACCCAUGUAUCUACUCCAUCCUCCUCCUCCUCCAUUUUCCAGAGAUCAGAUACAAGGGUAAAAAAAGAGGAGGAAAUUACAAUGCUCAGCAGAAGGUGAAUGUUUUGACAAUAUUUUGGAUAAAGUUGAUUCUAUACUGAAUCAACCAGAUCCAUCAUGUGAUCCUGCUAUUAAAGCAGCCACAAAUGCUAUAGCAGGUUUCAUGGCUCCCCUGUCUAAAAAAGAUAAGAAAGCUGUGUACUUAAGGAUUAUUAAAGUUUUGCAAGAAUAUCCUAUUGAUUUGGAUAAUUUAGAUGAUUAGUUUUUUGUCUGUUAGUUUUCUAUUAAUUGUCCUAAUAAUUUAAAAAUUAUAUACAGUUUUGUUUAAAGAUUCUAUCAACAUACACCUCUUUUAAUUAUGAAGUAUUAAAAAAAUAACACAAUGCAUUGAACAGUAGAAUAGGAAAACUUUAGUUAUAUUGUUUGGUCUUUUUGUUUUCUUUUAAUUUUUGCAAAUAAUUGUAGCCUCAGAUGAAGGCAUUUAUAUUGGUUGUUCUGUGAUAGUAGUGACACUCUUAUUUGAAACUGUAAAAUUUACUGUGUAUAAUUAUCUUGUUUUGACAGUACUGCAAUAUUACUACACAAUAAUGAACUGUCCAAAAGUCUAAAAUAAGAGUUCAUAGCAAAAAAAAUGUUUUUUUAUUUUUGUGUCAGUCUUCCUGGAUAUUGUUCUCUUGCUGCUUGCAAUAUUUCACCACCAUGCUUAAAUUUAACAU